AUGCCCUUUUGCUAUGAUGUAGUUAAUGUUUCCUGUGUAAAAAGCAACUGGUCAAAAGAUAUCCGUGCUACCCUGUACAGUUUAAUGGUGCUGGUAAUUCUGACCACACUGGUGGGCAAUCUGAUCGUUAUUGUUUCUAUAUCACACUUCAAGCAGCUUCAUACUCCAACGAAUUGGCUCAUUCAUUCCAUGGCCACAGUGGACUUUCUGCUGGGCUGCCUGGUCAUGCCUUACAGUAUGGUGAGAUCGGUGGAGCACUGCUGGUACUUUGGCGAAGUCUUCUGUAAAAUCCACACAAGCACUGAUAUUAUGCUGAGCUCAGCAUCCAUUUUCCACUUGUCCUUCAUUUCCAUCGAUCGCUACUGUGCUGUGUGCGACCCAUUGAGAUACAAAGCCAGGAUCAGUAUCUUGGUUGUUUUUGUGAUGAUCUUCAUCAGCUGGGGUGUCCCUGCUAUUUUUGCUUUUGGAAUGAUCUUCCUGGAGCUAAACAUCAAAGGAGCUGAAGAGAUCUAUUACCAGCACAUUCACUGCGUAGGAGGCUGCUCUGUCUUCUUCAGCAAAACCUCCGGGGUACUGGCCUUCAUGACAUCUUUCUACAUACCUGGAUCCAUCAUGCUGUCGAUCUAUUACAGAAUAUAUUUCAUAGCUAGAGGACAGGCUAGGUCAAUCAAUGAUGCAAAACUGAAGCUUCAAAUCCGGUUGGAGGAGAACCACGGAGUGUCACAAAGCAAAGAACAGAAAGCAGCCAAGACCUUAGGGAUUGUGAUGGGGGUGUUCCUGAUAUGCUGGUGCCCUUUCUUUGUCUGCACGGUGGCAGAUCCUUUCUUGGACUACACGAUCCCACAGACAUUGAAUGAAGCUUUGAUUUGGUUUGGCUACUUGAACUCUACUUUUAAUCCAAUGGUGUAUGCUUUUUUCUAUCCUUGGUUCAGAAGGGCACUGAAGAUGAUUUUAUUCGGCAAAAUUUUCCAAAAGGAUUCAUCUCGAUGUAAAUUGCUUUCAGAAUCACAUCCAUAG
Messenger RNA from Echinops telfairi (small Madagascar hedgehog), 1017 nucleotides. RefSeq names its product trace amine associated receptor 1 (gene TAAR1). The transcript has a single exon. Bases 1 to 1017 code for a protein of 338 amino acids. The record is from RefSeq and is a predicted model, not a curated record. Gene Ontology annotation, molecular function: trace-amine receptor activity. Lineage: Eukaryota; Metazoa; Chordata; Mammalia; Afrosoricida; Tenrecidae. Gene Ontology annotation, cellular component: membrane. Gene Ontology annotation, biological process: G protein-coupled receptor signaling pathway.